Molecule: messenger RNA, 1747 nt
Organism: Oreochromis aureus
Lineage: Eukaryota; Metazoa; Chordata; Actinopteri; Cichliformes; Cichlidae
Gene: ankdd1a
Product: ankyrin repeat and death domain containing 1A
Exons: 16
Coding region: 147-1631 (494 amino acids)
Biological process (GO): positive regulation of transcription by RNA polymerase II; signal transduction
Cellular component (GO): nucleus
Molecular function (GO): transcription cis-regulatory region binding; protein binding
Source: RefSeq, a predicted model, not a curated record
AUAAAGAGCUCGAGUGAUGGAAGAGGAGACGGGCCGGUAGAAGCGGCUCUAAAGAGCAGCAGUCAUGGGGGAUGAGCUGCUGUCGGAGGAGGAUUUCUCCCCUGUGAUGAUUGUGUUGCUACUGGAGUUUGAAAAAGAGUGACUGAAUGUUGUGGUCUGAAAAGGAGUUUCACGAUGCUGCAAAAAGAAAUGACACAUGGAAAAUGCAAGAACUCAUCAAGAAGGGUGUGGACGUCAAUGCCAAAAACAAAGUAGGCCGAAAAGCACUGCACUGGGCAGCAGGAGCUGGGAAUGAACAGGCUUUGCGUCUCCUACUGGAGUAUGAUGUGGACAUCAAUGAGACUGACAGUUUUGGGAUGAAUGCUCUGCUUCUGGCAUCCUGGUUUGGUCACCUAAACAUCCUACAGAUCCUGGUGUCUUGUGGAGCAAAGCUCAACUCUGAAAACAAAGAUGGUCUGAAUAUGCUGCACUGUGCUGCUCAGCGAGGCCACAUCAGAGUAUUGGCGUUCAUCUUGGAGCACCUAGAAGGCAUCAGUCUAGAUGGAGUUGAAAAGUCAGGGAAGACAGCACUACACCUAGCUGCUGAGCAUGGACAGCUUGAAGUAGUUGAAUUUCUGAUUGGAAUGGGUUACAUACAUGGUUUGAAGGACAAGGAAGAAAACACGCCUAUGCAUCUAGCAGCAAGCAAAGGGCACGCAGAGAUCCUACAGAAGAUCCUAGAGACUGGUGUCAGUGUGGAUAAAAGGAAUAUAGAUGGUCUCACACCAUUGCACAUGGCAGCUGAUGGAGGUCACUAUGAAUGUGUUAGACUUCUGCUGGAUUCUGGCUGUAAUGUCAAUGCACAAACUAAUAGAAAUAUGAAUGCUCUCCAUUAUGUGGCACAGCAUGGUCAUGACAGAGAGGCCAGCUUGCUGCUGAAGGCAGGAAUCAAUGUAGAUGCUAUAAACAACCAACACUGCACACCACACCACCUGGCUGUAUUCAACAAUCACACAAAAGUUGUACGAUUGCUUAUUGACGCUGGCAGCAACCUGAAUGCCACUGACAUUAGGCAGCAGACCGCACUACACAUUGCCUCAGAACAUGGCUGGCAUGACCUGGCUGAGAUGAUGCUGAUUUCUAGAGUUAGUCUCAGUUUAACUGAUAAGCAGGGGAAAACAUGUCUGGAAGUGGCAGCAAGAGGAAACCAUGUGGUCCUGGUAGACAUGAUAAUUAAAGCUGACCGUUUUUAUAAGUGGGAGAAGGAUCACGGGCGCAGUGAGCAGGUAAGAAGACCUCUGAGCUUCAAACAGGACCACCAGCCGGAGACACAGCACUUCCGUUCUGUUUUAUGGACCCUCGCCACAAAGCAUCUGUGUUAUGGGGAGUGGAAGAUUCUUGCUCAGCACUGGGACUUUAGUGAAGCACAUAUACAAGCUAUAGAACAACAGUGGACAGGUAAGAAAAGCUUCAAAGAUCACGGUCACCGGAUGCUGUUAAUCUGGCUUCAUGGAGUGCUCGUAGCUGGAGAAAACCCUAUCAAAGGCCUCUAUGAGGGGUUGGUGGAAAUCUCCCGGACAGAUUUGGCAGAGUUCAUCCGACAGAAGGCAAACUCACAGACCAGCUCUCCUAAAAUGUGCUACAUAAUGUGAUGGCAACAAGUUUAUACUUAUCAUCAAGCUAUUGUGUUCGCUUUGUUAAAACUUUCUUUAUUAAAAGAAAUGCAAAGGUUAUUUUUUAUAAAUAAAAUUACAUGAUUUGAAUUCUG